UAUUUAUGUAAGUUUUAUAUAUACAUGGUUGUAUUUUUUAGUUUUACUUGAGGGAAAGAAGUUUGAAGAUACUGAGAGAAGACCUCCCUCAUCUGAUCACUCCUACAUAGCAACACCUCAGUGUUCACCUCCUUUCACAGACAGAUCAGUGCAAACAGAAUUGACCAUGAAUGACAUUACAAAGUUGAGUGAGGAGAACAAAAAUCUGAAAGCUAAAUUAGCUGAUAAAUCAUCACUGUUAAGAGAUGCUUUUGUUGAAAACAUAACAAAAAAUGAUGCAAAUGUUAGAUCAUAUACUGGUUUACCAUCUCUUGCCCUGCUAUUAGGAAUAUUCAACAUACUUGUUUCCAAAUGCUCUUCUCUGAAGUAUUGGUCUGGCCAAGAAAGUGCCAAAGAAAAAAAUUACCAGAGAAACCCGAGACGCGAGAAACCUGGUCCAACGAGAAAACUGUCUCUUUUUCAGGAAUUUAUAUUGACACUUGUUCGUUUACGCUUAGGAAUUUAUGAAUUUUGCCUUGCAGAUGUGUUUGGAAUUUCAAAAUCUAGAGUUUCACAAAUUUUCAUAACAUGGAUUACUUUCAUGUCAAAUGUUUUUGGGUAUUUAAUAAGAUGGCCAACUAGAAAUCAGGUCAGAAAAUAUAUGCCAAUGUCUUUCAGGAAAAAUUAUCCCAACACACGUGCAGUCAUAGAUUGUACAGAGUUCUUCUUUCAGCGUCCUCGAUCACCCACUUCUCAGGCAGCUACAUACAGCACUUACAAAUCUAAGAAUACAGUGCAAUCACACCCAGCAGAAGUGCAACUGCCAUCAGUACAAUUCAAGAGGCACCAUGUCCUGUAG
Saccostrea cuccullata (small rock oyster) is the source of this 838-nucleotide messenger RNA. RefSeq lists its product as uncharacterized. The record is from RefSeq and is a predicted model, not a curated record. Lineage: Eukaryota; Metazoa; Mollusca; Bivalvia; Ostreida; Ostreidae. Bases 167 to 838 code for a protein of 223 amino acids. The transcript is spliced from 2 exons.